This is a messenger RNA of Tripterygium wilfordii, 1405 nucleotides long. RefSeq names its product 2-methylene-furan-3-one reductase-like. NCBI's taxonomy places the organism in Eukaryota, Viridiplantae, Streptophyta, Magnoliopsida, Celastrales, Celastraceae. The transcript has 3 exons. The record is from RefSeq and is a predicted model, not a curated record. The coding region runs from base 183 to 1205 and encodes 340 amino acids. Gene Ontology annotation, molecular function: oxidoreductase activity, acting on the CH-CH group of donors, NAD or NADP as acceptor.
GAUUAACAACUCAUUUGAUCUCAACCUCUCAGCAAAAGAGGCACACAUGUUAAGAUCUUUCUACAUUCUCUCUUCUCUCUCUCUGGCAUGCUUAUCCAGUAAAUAGUUUGCAAAACUGUUGAAGCAUCUCAUGGUCUAUAUAAAGAGGAGAAGAGGCAGUUUCUUUUGUGAGGAAUAUAGACAUGGAGAAAGCUUGGUUCUAUAAGGAGUAUGGUCCCAAGGAAGUUCUCCAGUUAGGAGACUUCCCCCUGCCCACUCCCCAGCAUAACCAGCUGCUUGUUCAUGUUCGAGCUGCUGCUUUGAACCCUAUAGAUUCCAAAAGGCGUCAACAAUCUAUAUUUCCUUCAGACUUUCCCGUAGUUCCUGGGUGUGACAUGGCUGGUGUUGUGGUUUCCAAAGGCAGUGGUGUUGUAAAAUUUAAUAUAGGGGAUGAGGUUUAUGGAAACAUACAAGAUUUUAAUGCAGAGGGAAAACUAAAGCAACUUGGAACAUUAGCAGAGUUUACUGUUGUGGAGGAGCACUUGGUGGCUAUAAAGCCAAAAAACCUUUCCUUUGAGGAGGCUGCCAGCUUGCCAUUAGCUGCUCAGACUGCAAUAGAAGGCUUCAAAGUUGCAGGUUUUAAGGAGGGACAGACAGUAUUUGUGAUUGGAGGAGCAGGUGGUGUUGGAAGUUUGGUGGUUCAGAUGGCCAAGUUCUUGUUUGGAGCUUCUCAUGUUGUGGCUACUUGUAGCACCCCAAAGGUAGAUUUUGUUAAAAACUUGGGAGCAGAUGAAGUUGUUGACUACACGAAGACUAGAUAUGAAGAUAUUAAAGACAAAUAUGACCUCGUUUAUGAUACAAUUGGUGACAGCAAGAACUCUUUUGUGGUGGCCAAGGAUGAUGCACCAAUAGUUGACAUAACAUGGCCUCCAUCUUAUCCAAAAGCAAUUUAUUCGAGCUUAACGGUCUCUGGGGAAAACCUCGAGCAACUUAGGCCAUACUUGGAGACUGGAAAAAUCAAGCCUGUGAUUGAUCCUACAGGCCCAUAUUAUUUUACGGAUGUAGUUGAAGCUUUUCGGUAUUUGGAAACUGGAAGAGCCAGGGGCAAGGUUGUUAUAUCUCUCUUCCGUCCAGAUAAUGUCCCUUCUCUUGCUUCUUGGGAGAGCAGGAACAAUCCCAUGGCUGAAGUGAUCUCACAAAAGAUGUCUGUCAACGUUGUUUACUGAUGCAUGCCCCAAGUACUUAAAGAAUGGAAGCCUUGAAUUGUCGGCGCUGCAGUAGAAUGAAAAGCAUGAUGUAUCAAAAAACAAAUAUAGAAGUUUCUGUGUUAUGGAUUUCCUCUGCUAUAACUGAGGAUGCUGUUAAGAUUUGUUUGUACCGUCCUCUUAAAAAAAAUAAUAUUUGAAGUGUUUGUGACAAUUGUUAA